This is a messenger RNA of Panthera uncia (snow leopard), 3090 nucleotides long. It is a transcript of the gene SLC45A4, whose product is annotated as solute carrier family 45 member 4. Lineage: Eukaryota; Metazoa; Chordata; Mammalia; Carnivora; Felidae. Gene Ontology annotation, biological process: transmembrane transport. Gene Ontology annotation, molecular function: sucrose:proton symporter activity. Gene Ontology annotation, cellular component: membrane. The record is from RefSeq and is a predicted model, not a curated record.
GCGGCCCCGGCCGGAGGAGACAGAUCAACCAGUCACUCGAUGGGGAGCAACGGCGGACCACCUUUUUGUGUCACCUUCCCACUUCUCUGUAGCAAGAAAAAUCACUUCAGCACCUCUUCAAUAAUAAUGAUGAAACUGGUAUUAACUGAAUGGCAAUUAUGGAUUUUUAACUCUAAUUCACAGUAAACCAGCAAGCCAUAUGUUUAAAAUCCAACCAAAAAUCAUUCUGUUCUGCUGCGUGUCUCACCCGAUUGUGAGAAGUGGAGAGAUCUCUGUUUGUACAAAGAGGGAUAUAAGCAUCACUUGCCGGAGGAACACAACUGAAGCAGAAGGAGAAGGUGUCCUAAUUUAUCCUUGAAGAUAUAUGAUAGCAUUAUUUAUAUAGAUAGAGAAAAUAUAUAUAUAUUAACAAAUAUAUAUAUAUAUAUAUAUACACACACACACAUAUAUAUAUAUAUUUUUGGUGGUAAUGAAAAUGGCUCCGCAAAAUGCCGACUCAGAAUCUAUGCAAGUUCAAGACUUACCUGUGCCCCUGCCAGACCUGCAGAAGCCCGGAGGUGAGGACACCCACUACGAGACCAUCAGCGAGGGGUCCAUAGACCGGAUCCCUGUGCGCCUGUGGGUGAUGCACGGGGCCGUGAUGUUCGGCAGGGAGUUCUGUUACGCCAUGGAGACGGCGCUGGUCACUCCCAUCCUGUUGCAGAUUGGCCUUCCGGAGCAGUACUACAGCCUCACCUGGUUCCUGAGCCCCGUCCUCGGCCUCUUCUUCACGCCCAUCAUCGGCUCCGCCAGCGACCGCUGCACCCUGAGCUGGGGCCGCCGGCGGCCUUUCAUCCUGGUCCUGUGCAUCGGCGUGCUCUUGGGCGUGGCGCUCUUCCUGAACGGCUCUGCCAUCGGUCUGUCCCUCGGCGAUGUCCCCAGCCGGCAGCCCAUUGGCAUCGUCCUCACUGUGCUGGGGGUGGUCAUCCUGGAUUUCAGCGCUGAUGCGACCGAGGGCCCCAUCCGUGCCUACCUGCUGGAUGUGGUGGACAGUGAGGAGCAGGACAUGGCCCUCAACAUCCACGCCUUCUCUGCCGGCCUCGGCGGGGCCAUCGGCUAUGUGCUGGGGGGGCUGGACUGGACCCAGACCUUCUUGGGCGACUGGUUCCGGACGCAGAACCAGGUGCUUUUCUUCUUCGCGGCCAUCAUCUUUGUGGUGUCGGUGGCCCUGCACCUGUUCAGCAUCGAGGAAGAGCAGUACAGCCCCCCGCAAGAGCGGGGUGGGGAGGCGGCCGGCACCCUGCCCCCCGCCGCCCCCGUGAAUGUUCUGGAUGGAGGCGUCGCCUUGUUCCCGGAGGAGGUGCAGUCCGAGCACGAGCUCUCCCUGGACUUCCUGGGUGUGGACAUGGUGCGGAGCAAGAGCGACUCUGUGUUGCACGUGCCGGACGCCGCCCUGGACCUGGAACCCGAGCUGCCCUUCCUGCCCGACAUCGAGCCCUCCAUCUUCCACGACGGCUCCUACCCCAGCACCCCCCGCAGCAGCAGCCAGGAGCUUCCCUGGACCAGGCUGUACCGCCUGGCCUCCGUGCUCAGGGAAACCGCAAAGGAGGAUGCGACGCUGCUCGAUAAUCACUUGAACGAAGCCAAAGUCCCCAAUGGGAGUGGCUCUCCCCCGAAGGACAGCCUCGGGGGCUACACCAGGGUGGCCCCGAAACCCACGGCCACGUCCGGCUCCAUGAAGCGGCGGAGGCACAUGUUCCACCGGCAGGCCUCCAGCACCUUCUCCUACUACGGCAAGAUCGGGUCCAACUGCUACCGCUACCGAAGGGCCAACGCCGUGGUCCUCAUCAAGCCCUCGCGCAGCAUGAGCGACCUAUACGACCUGCAGAAGCAGCAGCGGCAGCGGUGCCGGCACCGGAACCAGAGCGGGGCCACCACCUCCAGCGGGGACACGGAGAGCGAGGAGGGGGAGGGCGAGACCACCGUGCGGCUGCUCUGGCUGUCCAUGCUCAAGAUGCCCAAGGAGCUGACGCGGCUGUGCCUCUGCCACCUGCUCACCUGGUUCUCCGUCAUCGCCGAGGCCGUCUUCUACACCGACUUCAUGGGCCAGGUCAUCUUCGAAGGGGACCCCAAGGCCCCCUCCAACUCGACCGCCUGGCAGGCCUACAACGCCGGCGUGAAGUUGGGGUGCUGGGGCCUGGUGAUUUACGCGGCCACCGGCGCGAUCUGCUCAGCCCUGUUACAGAAGUACUUGGACAACUACGACCUGAGCAUCAGGGUCAUCUACGUGCUGGGGACGCUGGGUUUCUCCAUCGGCACGGCCGUGAUGGCCAUGUUUGCUGACGUCUACGUCGCCAUGAUCAUGAUCAGCACCAUGGGCAUCGUCUCCAUGAGCAUCUCCUACUGCCCCUACGCCCUGCUCGGGCAGUACCACGACAUCAAGGAGUACGUCCACCACAGCCCCGGGAGCUCCAAGCGUGGCUUUGGCAUAGACUGUGCCAUCCUCUCCUGCCAGGUGUACAUCUCCCAGAUCCUGGUGGCGUCCGCCCUCGGGGGUGUGGUCGAUGCCGUCGGGACCGUGCGCGUCAUCCCCAUGGUGGCCUCCGUGGGCUCUUUCUUGGGCUUCCUGACGGCCACGUUCCUGGUGAUCUACCCAGACGUGUCGAUAGAGGUCAAGGAAGAGCAGAGAGGCCUGUCUUCCCAGCCUUCGGGGGAGAGCGGGGGCGGCGGCGAGAAGCCCACCGUCCUGAGGCUGACCAGGAAGGAGGGCCAGCCGAGGAAGGUGGAGACGGAGUCGAUGGUCUGAGCCUCACCCCUGCGCGCGCACAUUCCAGGGGGGGUGGCGGGCGGGGCGCUCGCUCGAGCCAGAGUUCCUUCUCGAGACGGGUGGAGACGCGGUAGCUGUAGGGUAGGGUCGGGCCGCUAGGCAAAAACACCACGUUAAUUACUUUGUCCACGAUUAAAGAAAAUCAUCUGAAAUCUUUUUUUUUUUUUUUUAAUUGAAAGAGAUCUUGUAAUUUCACCUCUUUCAUUCUGCAGGUAUAUUAUUCUGCAUGUUUUUAAAUUAUAAACCAGAUUUACAAUAGCGACAAGCAGUUUAGACAAAAAUAA